Molecule: messenger RNA, 1023 nt
Organism: Jatropha curcas
Lineage: Eukaryota; Viridiplantae; Streptophyta; Magnoliopsida; Malpighiales; Euphorbiaceae
Product: protein S40-1
Source: RefSeq, a predicted model, not a curated record
UUUCUCUUUUCUUUCCUUAUUAUUACUACUGUUCCAUCCUCUGUCUCCUCUGCCUUCCAUUUUCUCAUUUCUAUGGCCGCCGAGGAAUUCCAAGAAUCCGACGUCAUUUUCUCCGACCACGACCACGACGACAGCUACUUCUUCCGUUGCAAAGAUUUAGAUCACGACAACUCGCGCGUGAUUUGUAAUAAUAGUAAUAGGAGAGGAAAGAAAAAGAACCAGCAGAAAUCCAGCUCCGUUCCGGUGAAUAUUCCCAGCAAUGUGUUUCGGUUUUCUGAUGCUGGUGAUUUUGACGAGGAAUAUGAUGGGGACGAAUUGAUUCCGCCGCAUGUUAUACUUGGGAGGAGAAUUGAAGGGAAAAUGGCUUUCUCUGUUUGUACUGGAAAUGGAAGGACAUUGAAGGGAAGGGAUUUGAGUCGAGUUAGGAAUUCAGUUCUUAGAUUGACUGGGUUUUUAGAAACAUGAUAGUCAUAAUGAGGUACUGUAAAUCAAAUUAAGAAUCAAGAAGAGAAUUGGGGGAAAAAAGGAAAGAAUUUGAUUUUCCUUUCUCUAGAUUUCAUUUUUUUUUUUUUUUAAAGUUUGGUGAGAUUGUUGAUUAGUUAAUUAUAGCAUUCAUUGUAACAAAAACAAAUGAAAAUGGAGAAUUGUUCAUUGGGUUUUAAUUUUUAUUAACUAUAAAGACAUAAUUAAUGAGUUCUUAAACUCAUUCUUUGGAAAUUAGUUGUUUGUGAUUUAUGAAUUAAUGCAGGAGCUUAUAGCUUGGUAGAUGUGGAUUAAUAUCUGAUGCAUACGACAUAAAAGAGUCUUCUUGCAACAAUGUGCUGGAAAUUUGUCUUCUCUUUGGACAUGAACAACUGGUUUCUUGAUUUUCAGAGACACAGAAAGAUGGGUGAGAUCGAUGGUUUGAACUAUAGGUCAGAAAUAAUGGUUUCUUCCAUUACUUAUAUCUGUAAAAAUAAAGGCGAAACAUAUAUGUAUACGUUUGGAUAAUUUUAGAUUUAAAAUCUAAAUUCAUUUUAAAUA